UUAUUAUGUUAGGCUUUUUCGUUAUUCAUGGAAACCAUUUUAUUCGCUUUUCUGUGACGUUCUCUACAUUCUGGUUGUUGGUCGGGUUGUCCAGGCGCAGGUCGCCGAGUAAAAUGUAACCAAUUUCGUGUGAGGGUAUUAAUAUUUUCAACAAGCCCUAAAAUACCCCUAACUCGUUGGUUUCAUCGUCAAACAAAUUAUUUCCCUCGUCACUCCACCGGGAUACCUCGCUGUAAAGAUAUCUGUUUCUUUAGCAAUGAUUUGGUCUGUUUCCUAACAGUUAUUUAUAUGUAAAGCGAUGAUGGCUGCUGGUUUUUCUUUGGAGGAAACGGCUGCAGACAAUAAAUCUUCCUGCUAAUUAAACGGAGGAGGGAUUUCAGCUGGACACCUACAGCCUGUAAAAUUCUGAGUAACUGAUCGUUUUCAGCAAAUGAUACAGAUAUUAGCUUUUUUUUUUUUUCUUGUUGUCAAGUAUGGGUUAUAGUGAGACUUUUCGCAAUCAAGUAUUUGGAUGUGAUAACUUUGUGCAGUGGUCUUAAUAAUCAUAAUGUGACAUGUCAGAUUCAAAAACUUACAGUGCAUCUGAUAAGCAGAACAAGCUUAAAUCAUAAACAUGUCUGAACAAGCAUACCAGUCACCAGCUUCUUCUGACAGAAGCCUGAGCACCCCAGAACCACAGAGGACGGGCUCCUGGAAGACACCCAUACAAAUCCUGUAUGAACAUGGCGUCGUUAUUGGAGACCUCCCUGUGUUUGUGAUGGAGAAAGCAGAAGGAGAGGCUCACCAGCCCAGCUUUGUCUUCAGCGUGACAAUAAGAGGCGUUAAAUGUACAGGUCAGGGACCCAGUAAAAAGGCAGCUAAGCAGCAGGCUGCAGAGGCCGCACUGAAAAUUUUGAACAUCGACUCUGAAAGUGGGGCUGUUCCUGAGAGGUCCAACACUAACGGCGUCAUAGCAGAACCAAACAACCCCGUGGGCCUGCUGCAGGCCCUGGCGUUGCAGAGACGAUGGCGUGUUCCUGAGUACAUAAAUUUAAUAGAGAUCGGGCCGCCGCACCGAAAAGAGUUCACAAUAAUCUGUAGACUGGAGUCGCUCACAGAACAGGGGGCUGGAAACACCAAAAAAGCAGCAAAAAAAGAAGCGGCAGAGAAAAUGGUGGCGAAGCUUCAGAGUUUAUCGGGAUCCUCUGAGAUCACAUGGACUCCUAAUCCGAGCGUUUGCUUUGAGAACAUCAGGAACUCCACAGCAGAGAAGAUCUCUCUACUCAGGAGGAACCCUCUGAGCAUUCCCAACACUGACUACAUCCAGAUGCUGCUAGAUCUCUCCAAAGAGCAAGGCUUUGAGGUCACAUACUUUGACAUAGAUGAGCUGACGGUGAACGGUCAGUACCAGUGCCUGGCAGAGCUGUCCACCAAUCCCGUCACCGUGUGCCACGGCACCGGCAUCUCCUGCAGCAACGCCCACAACGACGCCGCGCACAGCGCCCUCCAGUACAUGAAGAUCAUGGCUUCCAGCAAAUAAAAAUCCCACCAGCACCUGCAGAUUCUCUACCUGACCCCCGUCAUCUGUACCCAUCUGUGUCGCAGAGCAGCUCCACUUGAUUUCUGCUGGUUUUAUUGGAACUGAUGAGAUGAAAAGAUCCAAAACUUUUAGCAUAAGCAGGUAUAUCAUGGUGCUUUUAAGAGGCUUCAACUAUCCAGAAUAUUUAAGCAAAUGUUAAGUAAGAACAGCGAAUUAGCUUUUUAACAUGCCUUGAACUAAUCAUGCUUUGCUCAUUUAGAUUUUACACUGCUGACUCGGUUCUUUCACUUGAUUUACAGUCAGGAAGCAAGUUGCUUCAGUUUCCAGUUAGUUUCUUUUUUUUAUUUUUUAACUGGCAUCACAGAACAUUAUAUAUCAGGAGAAGUAAUAGUUUGACUGCUAGAAAUGUUAUCCAUUUAAAUCCACCCCGGAAAUUCAGUUUGUAAACAGUGGAUCCAGAAAGUGUUCACAGUGCUUCACGUUUUCUACAUUUUCUAUUACAAACCUAUUCCAUAUUGUUUGAAUCUCUUUGCUCAAGACAAUUCUUUUGAUUUCAUUCUUUGCGUUUGACCUCUGACCUGCGCUAUUAACUGUGGAACCGUAUGUAGAUGCAUGUGCCUUUCAAAAUCGACUCCAAUCAACUGUAUUUACCACAGACUGACUCCAUUUAAGCUGCAGAAUCGUCUAAAUGUUGAGCUUCAUUGCAAAGGCUGUGAAAACUUACAUAAAUGGGAUUUCUUCAUUACGUUUUUUUUUUUUUAGUAAAUUUGCAAAAAUCACUUUUUUUCAAUAUUGUCAUAAAAUGGUAUAUUUGUGUGUAGACAUUAAUUUAAGACGAUUUAGAAUAACGGUGUAAUGAAUGCGGUUUGUCCUUAAAACAGCUACUUUCAUAUUCUCAUGCGGUGCAGCUACUUGUAUAGAUGUGAUCCUCUUAACAACGCUCCCAACCUGUGCAAGACCGGAGCCUCUGUUUGUUUUGAAACCAGCAAAUAAUCCCAAUCAAACUCCUGAGUUAUGGCUGCUCACGGUCGGGCUGAUGGUUGUUGAUUGUUGCAGUCAUUGCUGGAGAUAUUUCUCCAAGGAGCUGUCCGACAGGCGGCCGUCAAUUUGUUUGGGCCGCGCGCGUCUUCCAGUUCUGGUCCGCUUACGUCACAGAUGGUCCACAUGUGGAUUCAGUUUUGAUUUGUUUAGCUUAAUACCAGUAGUAAUGAAGAAUGCCCGGUGUACAAAACGAUGAGAUAGUUCUUCACUGACCAUAGAGAUGGUUUUUGUUUCAAAAUUUUGGAAAAUACAACACAUUUUUAUGAUAAAUUUCAGGUUUUUUGGGGGAUUUUUUUAUGGAUUUAGUUCAGUAGUCAUACAUAUUAACAAUUUUAAAUGUGGUCAAGUGCUGAAGUUGAGACCAGAUGGUUGCAUACAUUAGAAAAUAACACAAGGUUUUGUUUUUAUUCUUCUCACUGUUUAAAGUUACAUUAGACUAAAUUCAACCUUUUUUUUUUUUUUGCGCAGUUCAGAUUACUUCAGUUAUUUCUGUUUACUAAAUGCCACAAUGAUGUCAUGCAAAAAUAUAUUUAUCUUAUCAAUUUCUUUGUGUUCACACACUUUGUGUUUACACACACUUUUUUAGUUCUUGGAAGAAUUGCUUGUUGCUGAAAUGUGCUGUACAUGUAAACUUACCUUGCUUCAUCUGCUCUCAAUUAGUGUUUUUUUCCCCUUUCAUCUUGACUGAAAGCAUUCUGAUGUUCAGUUUUGCCCCAAACCCUCAACCACAACUGCAGUUUCUCGAGGAAGUAAAAACAGACCCACUCCUCUGCUUGUCGUUUGCCAUUUUAUUAGAACAAGCACUAUGCAGCAGCAGUGUACAGUGUCCAUGGAAAGAUAUGUACUUAGUUAAAAUUGCACUUUAGAAGGUAUCCACUAGGGAGUAGAUCUGAAUAAAACCAAGCUGACUUUUA
Poecilia reticulata (guppy) is the source of this 3474-nucleotide messenger RNA. It is a transcript of the gene prkra, whose product is annotated as protein kinase, interferon-inducible double stranded RNA dependent activator. Gene Ontology annotation, cellular component: RISC-loading complex; cytoplasm; RISC complex. Gene Ontology annotation, molecular function: double-stranded RNA binding; siRNA binding. The record is from RefSeq and is a predicted model, not a curated record. Gene Ontology annotation, biological process: siRNA processing; regulation of regulatory ncRNA processing. Lineage: Eukaryota; Metazoa; Chordata; Actinopteri; Cyprinodontiformes; Poeciliidae.